CUCAGUUUCAACGGCUUAAAAACUGUGGAGAACGAGAGCUAUUUGUAGCCAGUGCAUCGUGACAUGUAUCUAGGUCUAACUCCUAGAUUCAGCUUUGAAAAGUAGGCCUAAGUUACAUACACACAGAGAUGGGCCUAUACUACGUGGCGGCUAGAGUACAAACAACAUCGUUUUGAUGAUAAUUCACGAUCCAAUGUAAGAAUGUUACUGAAAUCCGUGUACUGAAGGAAUUUCCGUGGACUGAAAGAAUUCCCUUGGACUGAAGGAAUUUCUUUGUACUGAGGGAAUUUCCUUGACUGAAGGAAUUUGCUUGUUCUGAAGGAAUUUCCUUGACUGGAAGAAUUCCCCUGGGCUAACAAUUUCCUCGUACUGAAAGAAUCUUGUGGACUGAAGGAAUCACCUUGUACUGAAGAAUCUCCUGUGACUGAAAGAAUUUCCUCGACUGAAUGAAUUCCUGUGGACUGAAGGAAUCGCCGUGUACUGAAGAAUCCCCGCGGACAGAAGGAAUUUCCCUGAACUGAAGAAAUUUCCCUGAACUGAAGAAAUUUCCCUGGACUGAAGAAAUUUGGGUGGUUUGAAGUUUUAUCUGGCCUACGUCCCCUCUGGAACGAAAUCUGAAUUUUAGUGUUCGGAAGGUAUUACCGUGAUCACAGCUGUGUUUCUGCUGGCUCUUAGUCAUUUCGAGCUGUACUACAUGUCGUUGCAAAAGAAGAGUUGAGGAUGGACCAGUGCUCAUCUCCUCGCCCAAUCUACACUCUCCACUGGGGGGAUAGUUUGACGAUAGGCCUCUACUUCUUGGUUGUCCUUAUCGUAGGCGCAUGGGCUACAUUCAAAGCUGCGAAGGGAAAUGCCCGUGGAUACUUCUUGGCUGGGAAAAACAUGACGUGGAUUCCGAUCGGGGCCUCCAUCUACGCCAGUAACAUCGGGGCUCCAUUGUUCAUUGGUCUAGCGGGAACAGCGGCAGCCUCGGGCAUAGGCGGGAUGAUCUUUGAGUGGCAUGCAAUUCCAUUUAUCCUGGCCUUAGGGUGGAUCUUUGUUCCCGUAUUCAUCGCUUCUGGGGUAUAUACAAUGCCUGAAUACCUGAAGAAAAGAUACGGAGGCAAGCGGCUGAGAAUCUACCUGUCGGUUUUGUCCCUGGUUGUCUAUAUCAUCACCAAAAUAUCGAUAGAGAUGUACGCAGGCGCUGUGUUUGUGCAGAUGUUGUUUGGAUGGAGCAUGUAUUUAUCAGGAUCCAUCAUUCUCAUAUUCUCAGCCGCCUUUACGAUGACAGGUGGCCUCACUGCGGUACUGUACACAGACACUCUCCAGGCAGUGGUUCUUACCGGCGGAGCGAUCGUCCUUUUAGCUAGGAGUCUGAUGGAAGUUGGUGGAUAUAACGCCUUGCUCCAUAAAUAUAUGAGGGCUGUACCAAACACGACGUUGCAUAGCAACAGCACGUGCGGCUACCCACGUCCGGAUUCCUUGAGCCUGCUCCGUGACCCCGUGAACUCUGAUUAUCCCUGGCCAGGAACUCUGAUUAUUAACUGUGCAGCGGACGUCUGGUUCUGGUGCGCGGAUCAGAUCAUGGUACAGCGCUCCCUGUCGGCCAAAAAUCUCAGCCAUGCCAAAGGGGGGUCAAUCUUGGCCGGCUAUCUCAAGAUUCUCCCAUUCUUUCUUUUUAUCCUGCCGGGUAUGGCCUCCAGAGUCCUUUUCACAGAUGAAGUAGCAUGUGUGGAUCCGGCAGCUUGUGAGUGUAUAUGUGGAAACCCGGCUGGAUGUUCGAACAUUGCAUAUCCGGUACUUGUGCUGAAAAUUCUGCAGCCAGGUAUUCGUGGUUUGAUGUUGGCGGCGUUGUUUGCAGCUUGCAUGAGCACUCUGACGUCAGUCUUCAACAGCGCCAGUAGUAUUUUUACCAUGGAUCUCUGGACGCGGUGUAGAAAGAACGCCAGCGAGUGGGAAUUGUUGAUUGUUGGCAGGAUUGUCGUUUUGGCAUUGGUUGGGUGCGCCAUCUUGUGGAUUCCCAUCAUGCAAGCUGCCCAAGGGGGAGAACUGUGGCAGUACUGGCAAAUGCUCAUGUCUUGUGUGGGUCCACCGUGGGGUACUGUCUUCAUCUUAGGCUUCUUCUGGAAACGCGCCACCGAACCGGGAGCAUUUUACGGGAUGAUCGCUGGUCAGCUGGUUGGUGUGACCCGCCUGGCGUUGUCCGUGGUUUACCCUUCCCCCGCCUGUGACGUCACAGAUGACAGACCGUUUGUUGUCAGAGUUCACUUCUUGUAUGUGGCCGCCACAGAGAUCGCCGUCACCGCCACACUAAUUCUCAUCAUCAGCCUUUUUACUCCAGCUCGACCUCCGGAAAAGUUACAUCGGGUCACUUGGUGGACGCGUCACUCACGCCAGAUGCCAGUUGACGAUGACGAGACAGAUGACAUGUCAGAGAAGAACAGCAGAAUUAAGAAUGAUUCCACGGCUCGAGAGAAACCAAGAUGGCGGAGCGCUUUGGAGAAGUGUUGUGGUCUAUCGGGUGUAAAAUCAGCCAAGCUCACGGCAGAAGAAAUGGCGGCUCAAAUAAAAAGGCUGACGAGUAUUCGUGAGAAACGACAAUCCCGGAUACUACUAGAUAUCAACGCUGUAAUCUUACUUGCCGUGGCUGUGUUUCUCAUUGGCUUCUAUCAUUAG
Molecule: messenger RNA, 2655 nt
Organism: Liolophura sinensis
Lineage: Eukaryota; Metazoa; Mollusca; Polyplacophora; Chitonida; Chitonidae
Product: sodium/glucose cotransporter 4-like
Exons: 16
Coding region: 721-2655 (644 amino acids)
Biological process (GO): transmembrane transport
Cellular component (GO): plasma membrane
Molecular function (GO): D-glucose:sodium symporter activity
Source: RefSeq, a predicted model, not a curated record